AUGGCGCUGCCCUGGGCCCUCGCCGUCCUGAGCCUCCUUCCUCUGCUGAGCGCCCAGAGCCCAGAAUGCGCCAACUUCACGGCAAAGCCCAUCACCAAUGUCACUUUGGACUUUCUCUCUGGCAAGUGGUACUAUGUCGCCUCCAUCUUCCGCAAGCCUGAGUUCAAUCAAUCGGCUAGAAUGAUUCACUCAGCCUUCUUUUACUUUAUCCCCAACAAGACGGAGGACACGAUACAUAUCCAAGAGUACCAGACUAUUGGGGAUCGGUGCGUUUUUAACGAUAGCUACUUGACUGUCCAGCGGAAGAAUGGGACGCUGGCCAGAAACGAAAAUGGCAUCGAAUUUUUUGCCCAUUUUCUGCAUAGCAAGAACCCCGGGACCUUCCUGUUCUCCUACUAUCCAGACGAUGAGCAGAACAUAGGAAUCACUAUCUUCUCUGAGAAGCCCCAGUUGAGCCAGGAGCAGGUGGAUGAGUUCCAUGAAGCCAUAGCGUGCAUGGGUAUGCACAAGUCGGAAAUCAUACACACUGAUGAGAAGGAUCUGUGUGGGCCGCUGGAGAAGCAGCACGAGGAGGAGAGGAAGAAGGAGCAGGAGGGGGCCAAAGAAGGCGGAGCAUUGGGUUAG
Molecule: messenger RNA, 624 nt
Organism: Condylura cristata (star-nosed mole)
Lineage: Eukaryota; Metazoa; Chordata; Mammalia; Eulipotyphla; Talpidae
Gene: ORM1
Product: orosomucoid 1
Exons: 6
Coding region: 1-624 (207 amino acids)
Biological process (GO): regulation of immune system process
Source: RefSeq, a predicted model, not a curated record